GGCCGCCACGGUAGUCGGGGACGUCGGACCACCGAGCAGCUGUCGCGAUGGAGCAGCUAUCAGAUGAAGAAAUCGACCAUGGUGCUGAAGAAGACAGUGACAAAGAAGAUCAAGAUCUGGACAAAAUGUUUGGUGCCUGGCUCGGGGAGUUAGACAAACUUACUCAGAGUUUGGAUUCUGACAAGCCCAUGGAACCAGUAAAAAGAUCCCCUCUUCGCCAGGAAACAAACAUGGCCAAUUUUUCUUAUCGCUUCUCCAUAUACAACUUGAAUGAAGCUCUGAAUCAGGGAGAAACUGUGGAUCUGGAUGCCCUGAUGGCCGAUCUUUGCUCGAUAGAGCGGGAGCUCAGCAGUAUCGGUGCUGGAAAUAGUAAGCGUCAAAUCACAGAACCAAAAGCCACUCAGAAAUUACCUCCUAGCCGACAUACAUCAAAACAUGGCACCUUGAAAGGAUUGUCUUCUUCAUCUAAUAGGAUAACUAAACCAUCAAAUGCCAACUACUCCCUGGACGAUAUUACUGCACAGUUAGAACAGGCCUCCUUGAGCAUGGAUGAGGCUGCUCAGCAAUCUGUACUAGAAGAUACGAAGCCGUUAGUAACUAAUCAGCACAGAAGAACAGCGUCAGCAGGCACAGUGAGUGAUGCUGAGGUACGCUCUAUUAGUAAUUCCUCUCGCUCCAGCAUCACUUCUGCAGCUUCCAGCAUGGACUCUUUGGAUAUUGAUAAAGUAACACGCCCUCAAGAACUGGAUUUGACACAUCAGGGACAACCAGUUACUGAGGAAGAACAAGCAGCAAAAUUGAAAGCUGAGAAGAUCAGAGUUGCCCUAGAGAAAAUUAAAGAGGCACAAGUGAAAAAGCUGGUUAUUAGAGUCCACAUGUCUGAUGAUAGUUCUAAAACAAUGAUGGUGGAUGAGAGACAGACAGUGAGACAAGUGCUGGAUAACCUGAUGGACAAAUCCCACUGCGGUUACAGUUUAGACUGGUCCCUGGUGGAAACCAUCUCUGAGUUGCAAAUGGAGAGAAUUUUUGAAGACCAUGAAAACUUGGUUGAAAAUCUUCUUAAUUGGACAAGAGAUAGUCAAAACAAGCUUCUGUUUAUGGAGCGUAUAGAAAAAUAUGCACUUUUCAAAAACCCACAGAACUAUCUUCUGGGGAAGAAAGAAACAGCUGAGAUGGCAGAUAGAAACAAAGAAGUGCUGUUGGAGGAAUGUUUUUGUGGAAGUUCUGUAACUAUACCAGAAAUUGAAGGAGUCCUUUGGUUGAAAGAAGAUGGCAAGAAGUCCUGGAAAAAGCGUUAUUUUCUCUUGCGAGCAUCUGGUAUUUACUAUGUCCCUAAAGGAAAAGCAAAGGUCUCUCGGGAUUUGGUAUGCUUUCUCCAGCUAGAUCAUGUAAAUGUUUAUUAUGGCCAGGACUAUCGGAACAAGUACAAAGCCCCUACAGAUUAUUGUCUGGUGCUAAAGCAUCCACAGAUCCAGAAGAAAUCUCAGUACAUCAAAUACCUUUGUUGUGAUGAUGUGAGGACCCUGCACCAGUGGGUCAAUGGUAUUCGCAUUGCAAAGUAUGGGAAGCAGCUAUACAUGAACUAUCAAGAAGCCUUGAAGAGGACAGAGUCUGCCUGUGAUUGGACUUCCUUAUCCAGCUCCAGCAUUAAAUCAGGAUCCAGUUCUUCCAGCAUCCCAGAGUCUCAGUCAAAUCACUCUACUCAGUCUGAUAGCGGAGUAUCUGACACCCAGCCAGCAGGACAUGUCCGUUCCCAGAGCAUUGUGAGCUCCAUCUUCUCUGAAGCCUGGAAACGAGGCACUCAGUUGGAAGAGUCCAGCAAGGCCAGAAUGGAGUCUGUGAAUCGAUCCUACACUUCACUCAUGCCCCCUUUAUCCCCACAACCUAAACUAGUCAACCCAUACACCGCCUCCCAGCCGUCGCCUCCUCUACCGCCCCCGCCCCCGCCCCCGCCCCCUCCGCCUCCCCCUCCACCCCCACCUCCCCCUCCUCUGCCCAGCCAGUCUACACCUUCUGGGGGCUCGGCAGCCACAAUGUUUGUCAAGUACAGCACGAUAACCAGGCUGCAGAACGCCUCUCAGCAUUCAGGAACUCUGUUUAAGCCUCCACCACCCUCAGUGAUGCAGCCUCUGUCCUCGACCUCACAGCCAGCGAAGCCUCAGAUCCCGGUGCCCCCCAACGGAGUUGUACCCCCACCCCCACCCCCUCCCCCACCCCCUACCCCUGGCUCUGCUAUGGCCCAGCUAAAACCCACACCUUGCGCCCAGUCCCUUCCACAGUUCAGCCCCCCACCUCCUCCUUUGAAGAUUCAUCAUGUUCAGCAUGUUAUUCAAGCAGCUCCUCCAACACCCCCACCCCCCCCUCCUCCUGUCCCUCCCCAAGCCCCUCCUAAACCUCUUGUGACCCUGCCAUCAACCAGCACCAAGACUGUACCCCCUGUUGCCACACAGGCUGUUCCACCUACACCUACUCCUCCAGUCCCCCCAACGAAGAAGCAGCCGGCUUUCCCUCACAUUCCACCCUCUCCAGCUGCUCCUGGUCCAGUCCCCCCACCCACAUUACCCAAGCAUCAGGGCUUCAGUGUAAAACCACCUCCCUCUCCACUGUCUCCAGUGCCCUCUAUAGUGAAGCAGAUAGCCAGCCAGUUCCCCCCACCUCCAACUCCUCCCCCCAUGGAGUCACAGCCCUUAAAGCCCCUCACAGCACAUAUAGCCCCACAGUCCCCUCCUGCUGUUAAAGCAAAACCCAAGUGGCAGCCCAGUUCGGUCCCUGUCCCUUCUCCAGAUUUCCCUCCUCCUCCUCCUGAAAGCAGCCUGGUGUUUCCUCCUCCACCACCACCACCCCCACCCCCACCCCCAGCCCCACUGCCACCACCAUCCACACCUACAUUUUCUCCUGCCUCUGACAAAAGUGGAUCUCCAGGCAAAAAGACCAGUAAAACAUCCAGCCCUGGGGGAAAGAAACCUCCCCCAACCCCACAGCGAAACUCCAGCAUCAAGUCCAGCAGUUGUGCAGAGCAUCCUGAGCCUAAGAGACCCUCAGUGGACAGUCUAGUCAGCAAGUUUGCAUCACCAGAACCCUCUGGGUCUCCCAACAAGGAGGCCCCACCACCUCCUGCAACGCCCCCCAAACCUGGAAAACUAAAUCUUUCUGGAGUUCACCUUCCUGGAGUUCUCCAACAGGGGUGUGUGGCAGCAAAAGCAUCUGUCCUGAGUGGGCGUGGCAAGGAGUCCAUAGUAGAAUUUCCUUCUCCUCCAUCAGACUCUGACUUUCCACCCCCUCCACCUGAAAUAGAGCUUCCUCUGCCCCCCAUAGAUAUCCCUGCAGCAUUCUUGGGAAACAUUUCUCCAAAAGUGGCAGUAGUUAAUCCUCAACCACAGCAGUGGUCCAAAACGUCAGUGAAGAAGGCCCCUCCACCCACGCGACCCAAACGGAAUGAUAGCACCCGCCUCACUCAAGCAGAGGUCUCUGAGCAGCCAGCGCUGACCACAGUUGUGCCACAAGUGCCCACCUCUCCCAAAUCCAGCCUUAGUGUCCAGCCUGGAUUCCUGGCUGACCUCAACAGGACACUGCAACGGAAGUCCAUCACCCGGCACGGCUCGCUCUCCUCCUCCCGCAUGUCCAGAGCAGAACCCACAGCCACCAUGGAUGACAUGGCAUUGCCCCCACCACCCCCUGAACUGCUUUCUGAUCAACAGAAAGCUGGUUAUGGAGGCAGUCAUAUAUCAGGCUAUGCAACCUUGCGGAGAGGACCCCCUCCCGCUCCUCCCAAGAGAGACCAAAACACCAAGCUCUCAAGAGACUGGUAGCUACCAUAGGACUUUAUUUUCAUGGUAUCUGUAAUCUGUUCUACAAUCAGCUCAUCUGAUCUAUGAAUUCAGGUGUUCAGAGCCUUCUGGUAUGUUAUUCAGGUAGUGUCCAGCUGUGUGUGUUUGUGUGUGCACGCACACAUGUACACACAC
This is a messenger RNA of Molossus molossus (Pallas's mastiff bat), 3962 nucleotides long. It is a transcript of the gene RAPH1, whose product is annotated as Ras association (RalGDS/AF-6) and pleckstrin homology domains 1. Gene Ontology annotation, cellular component: cytosol; plasma membrane. NCBI's taxonomy places the organism in Eukaryota, Metazoa, Chordata, Mammalia, Chiroptera, Molossidae. Gene Ontology annotation, biological process: signal transduction. The record is from RefSeq and is a predicted model, not a curated record.